AUUAUGUUUGGGGAUUAAAAUUGGAUAAUAGUACCAGGAAACGACUCAGUGAAGGUCGCGUGCCGGGCGCCGUGUGGCAAAUUUACCAGCCGACAGACACGGCGAAGAUCCGAGAGUUUUUGGAGAAACACCGCGAAGAUCACGAGAAUGGAGAGGAUCCGCUCCACAGUCAGGUAGAGUUCCUGACUGUAGAAUUCCAGCAGCGCCUGUUGAAGGAAACCGGAGUGGAAGGCAUGACUAUCGUCCAGUUCGCCGGUGAUGCGAUAUUCAUACCGGCUGGCGCGCUGCACCAAGUUUGGAAUUUAUACAGUUGCAUAAAGGUGGCAGAGGAUUUUCUUUCGCCGGAGCAUGUUAGUGAAUGCCUCCGUUUAGCCAACGAAUUUCGACAACUUCCGAUGCAUUUUCAGAAUAAAGCGGAUAAACUCCAGGUAAAAGCUACGUUAUUCCAGGCGGCGAAAGCAGUGUUGCCAUCUGCUCUGAGUGGGUACGCUUAACACGAUUUUCCUAUUUCUUUAAAUUCC
Paramacrobiotus metropolitanus is the source of this 521-nucleotide messenger RNA. Its product is annotated as lysine-specific demethylase 3A-like. Gene Ontology annotation, cellular component: chromatin; histone deacetylase complex. The transcript has 3 exons. The coding region runs from base 234 to 494 and encodes 86 amino acids. NCBI's taxonomy places the organism in Eukaryota, Metazoa, Tardigrada, Eutardigrada, Parachela, Macrobiotidae. Gene Ontology annotation, biological process: regulation of transcription by RNA polymerase II. Gene Ontology annotation, molecular function: chromatin DNA binding; histone H3K9 demethylase activity; transcription coregulator activity. The record is from RefSeq and is a predicted model, not a curated record.